AUGGGAGCGUAUGUUAGUUACAACGUGGUUAAAAGUGAAGUGUACAAGAGACGAGACUUGUUCAUGGCUCUGAUUUAUGUGGUAAGUAUUUUACACAUAUUGUAGUUUUGUUUUUGUGCGUUCUUGGUAUAUAAAUACGUUAAAUUACGUUAGAAAAUGGCAGUUAAAGUUGAAAAAAAUGGAAUUUUAGAUAUUUUUGAUGUUUUUGAGUUAUAAAGCUAAAAAAAACCAAAAAAAUAUGACAUUUUAUAACAUUAUGAGUAAAAAUAAAAUAAUCUUUUAUAAUUUUGGCACGCUUUUCAAACCUAAAAACAUCAAAAACAAAUAAAAAACCACGUUAAAAACACCAAAAAAUGUGCCGCAGUCGACAGGAUUCGAACCUGUGCGGGCAGAGCCCAAUUGAUUUCUAGUCAAUCUCCUUAACCACUCGGACACGACUGCACGGAACGAAACGUCUUGAUUUCUGAUAGCUAUUUGUUUUGAUCUUUUUUAUGGCGUUUAUGGUUUUUUAUUAUGAUUUAUGCGUUUUUAAUCAAAAUAUGAUUGAAAAAUGGCAUUUUUAUAAUUUUUUAGUAGAAAUAGAUGUGAUAAAGCAAAAAUUCGCAGUUUCGAAGAUGUUUUUGGUAAUUAAAUCCAGUGUAAUAAAUUAGAUUGUUCAUAAAAUCCUGUGCCCCUUAACUUCAAAAAUAUGUUGUGAGAGGGGACACAAAAUCAUUUGAAAUACCUAAUUGCAAAUUUGAACUACGAAAUAGCAAGUAUUAUUUAUUUUUUUAUUUUUUUUUAGUACUGCCUCUUGGUGUCAAGUUCAGGUCUUCGCUUGGCCACAGCUUCGACCGUAGACCAUUACCAUCAGUUUGGUCUUACAAAUGGCUAUUUCUUCUCGCUUUCUAACAAUGGGCGUCUAAACCUUGUUUUAGCCUUUCUUUUGGACAUUUCUUUUAUUAUGACAGUUUUAUCAACGGUUGGACUGACGACCUAUGCUAUGAUUGAGAGGAUUUACUUGAUCUACGAGAGAAAAUGGCAUAGUGGCUACUUGUACUUUGUGAUUGUGGCUGUUAUGACAGUUUGGUGCUCGAUGCCUCCAAGUGGGUUCGAAUGGUUGAGAGGUUUGGUACAGUUUGGUGCUGGUGUGGUGAGGCAGAAUGUACAGAGAGCUAGAGGGAUUGAUCGGUUUUGGAAUUGGGAGAAUUAUUAA
This is a messenger RNA of Bursaphelenchus okinawaensis, 1195 nucleotides long. Lineage: Eukaryota; Metazoa; Nematoda; Chromadorea; Rhabditida; Aphelenchoididae. The record is from the annotation of a GenBank genome assembly.